Messenger RNA from Prunus armeniaca (apricot), 285 nucleotides. Lineage: Eukaryota; Viridiplantae; Streptophyta; Magnoliopsida; Rosales; Rosaceae. The record is from the annotation of a GenBank genome assembly.
AUGGGUGGCUUCUUGCGAAUUAACACAUAUAUUUUCGUUGUGGUCCCAGAAAAUCGUGAGAAGAGGCCAAGGGUGGGUUCACCCCUUGGAGAGGAGAGGGCUCUUGAAAUGCCUGCUACACUAGCAACUUAUUCAGAACUAACAUCGAACGUCCAUCUUCUGCAGAGGCCAGGGAAAGAGGCGGUUUCUGGACCUUUCAUUAUUGAUAGAAGCUUGGAAUUUGUGGUUUUGAAGGUGAAAAUAGUGAAGGUGGAGGAUGGGGAGGCUUUCCCACCACUGGAAUAG